AUGCCCAGCCUGUGGUUUCAGGGCAGUCCUAUCCUGUCCCUGCUUCUGGAACAGCCAGGAUGUCCCCCAGGAACCCCACCUUCAUCCUGGUACAAGCACCCAACUGGCUGUCUCUCCCACCUAACCAUUUUCUCCUCUUCUGUUCCUGCCUCCAUCAUCAAGGGAGAACCCAAGAGUCCUGCCAACCUCUUCACCCCCCAUGACUGCCAAGCCCCUGCUCUGCCACCUCCUCUGAAACUGCCAGUUACCCCUCUCUGCCACCCCAGUGGGUUCUACCCAUGUGUCCCACUGCCCCUUCAUCUCACCCAAAACCUAGGAGAGAGAUGA
This is a messenger RNA of Rangifer tarandus platyrhynchus (Svalbard reindeer), 327 nucleotides long. NCBI's taxonomy places the organism in Eukaryota, Metazoa, Chordata, Mammalia, Artiodactyla, Cervidae. The record is from the annotation of a GenBank genome assembly.